This is a messenger RNA of Alternaria arborescens, 660 nucleotides long. RefSeq lists its product as hypothetical. The transcript is spliced from 2 exons. Gene Ontology annotation, molecular function: oxidoreductase activity. NCBI's taxonomy places the organism in Eukaryota, Fungi, Ascomycota, Dothideomycetes, Pleosporales, Pleosporaceae. The record is from RefSeq and is a predicted model, not a curated record. The coding region runs from base 1 to 660 and encodes 219 amino acids.
AUGACCAACUUCAAGGUCGACAUUGUAAGCGACACGGUGUGCCCAUGGUGCUAUGUAGGCAAGAAGCGCUUGGAAAAGGGUAUCGCGGCCUACAAGGAGAAGCACCCUGAUUCCACAGACACUUUCGAUACCAACUGGUUCCCUUUUUACUUGAACCCCGAUGCGCCAAAGAGCGCCGACAAGCAACAACUGUACGAGUCGAAAUUUGGCAAAGAGCGCACAGCAAUGAUGCAAGAGCGCCUCUCACAGAUUGGCAAAGAGGAGGGAAUCAACUUCAAAUACGGCGGCAAGACUGGAAACACACGCGAUUCGCACCGGCUUAUACAACUUGGAAAAACCAAGGGCCCGCAAAUGCAGACCCGAGUGAUUGAGGAGCUCUUCGCUGCAUACUUCGAGAAUGAGAAGGAUAUUACUACCCAAGAGAUCCUAACCGAGGCAGGUGUCAAAGCUGGGCUGGAGGAGAAAGAGAUCAAGGAUUGGUUGGAGGCAGGCAAGGGAGGCCCUGAGGUUGAUAAGGAAGUGCAGCAGGCGCGUCGACAGCAGAUCACUGGCGUUCCCAAUUUUACCAUAAACGGCAUGUAUGAAGUCGGUGGAGCACAGGAUCCGGCUGCCUUUGUACAGUUGUUCGAGCGAUUGAAGAGACAGGAAGGUAACCUGUAA